Messenger RNA from Pelagomonas calceolata, 3472 nucleotides. Lineage: Eukaryota; Pelagophyceae; Pelagomonadales; Pelagomonadaceae. The record is from the annotation of a GenBank genome assembly.
GAUUCAUAUCUGCAGCCGAGACGAGUCAUAUCUGCAGCCGCGCUAUAUAUCUCAACAAAAAACAGCAAAGCUCUGUGUGAUGGCCUGCACCCCCGCCGUCGACGCGACCUCCUCUUUGAUAGGAGCGGCUCUAUCGGCAAGUAGCUGCAAGAGCAGAUCUGUACCCAUCUUCUACCUGCGCCGGGCUGGAAUAGUCGUGUGCGGCUCGCUCACCUUUGUCGCGCUCUCAACGAAUGACACGAGUACAGUAGCAAAAGCAUCAAUCGGCUCAUUAGCAGCUCUACUAACAUUAGGACGGUGGGACAACGCGCGCGCCGAACUCGCGCCGCGCUGGGAGCCCCACGGCCGCGGCGCGUCCGACGCGAAGGGUGAAAUUUGGGCAACUUUAACUGUCUAUGUUACUGGCGCCGCCUACGCCUGCUUGCUGAAAAAGCUUACGUUCUAUUCACCUCUAGCGGGCGUCGCCGUGGCCUUGGGCGUGGCCUACGUCGCGUCGCGGCCGGGCGUGUCGAAACCGGGCGGGCCGCGGCCGCAGCCGAUUGGAAGGAAACCGCAAUUCGACGCGGCGCCGCGGCCGCCGGUCCGCGGCUGGCGCUGCGCUACGGGGAGCGAGAGUCAUGAAGUCACGGCGUUGGCCGCGCAGAAGCACGGUCUGAACGCGUCCUUGAGCGGAGAAAGUUCAGGACGACAGAUCUGGCACUUUGUUGGAGAAGAAAACGACGGCGCCGGAGGUUGCGAAGCUUUUGAUCCCGCGAAGAACCCGAAUUCGUCAGAUCAGUUAUACAGGAGGGAGCGGUUGCGGACUUGGCGGCAGAAACACGGCGACGACGUACCCGUAAAAGAUCCAUUAGAACGCGCUUUAAAGUUCUACCGCAAGCUCCAAGUCGACGACGGCCACUGGGCCGGCGACUACGGCGGGCCCCACUUUCUCUCACCUGGACUUGUAGUUAUGUGGUAUGUUACUGGUAGAAGAGAUAGCGUCCUAGAUGCCAACCAAAGAAACGCCAUGAAGCGGUACUACGAGAACCACCAGCAGAGUGACGGCGGCUGGGGCACGCAUAUUGAGUCUCCUUCGACCAUGUUUGGCACUACUCUGACCUAUGUGGCUCUACGACUGCUCGGAGAGCCCGCGGAAGCACCACGCCUAAGGAAAGCCAGGACCUUCAUCCAUUAUCACGGCGGCGCGACGUACACGGCGUCCUGGGCCAAGUUCGCGCUGUGUCUGCUGGGUUGUAUGGAUUGGGAGGGCCACGAGUCCGUCCCGCCGGAGAUGUGGUUACUACCAAGGUGGUGCCCCUUCCACCCGUGUCGGAUGUGGUGCCACGCGCGCAUGGUCUAUUUGCCCAUGGGUUAUUUAUGGGGUAGUCGGUGGGUCUACGCCGACGCGGAAACUGAUGAGACGGUGUUAUCACUGAGGAGGGAGCUGUACCCCGAGUCUUAUGAGAAGAUAGAUUGGCGCGCUUCUAGAAGUUUGGUCGCGCCCAUCGACGACUACUCGCCCGUCGGCGUCCCGAUGAAACUCGCGCAGCUGGUGUUGCGGUGCUACGAGUCUUCUUUUAUCUUGAAACCGUUCCGGGCCUUCGUAAGGAGGAGAGGAUUGGCCUUCUCCGCGGACUACUGCAAGGCGGAGGAUUUACAAACGAAUUUCGUGGACAUAGGGCCGGUCAACAAAGUGUACAAUAUGUUGGUAGCUUAUGAUAGGAACGACGGGACCUUCGACGCGCAUUGUUUGCGCGUGCCCGACUAUCUGUGGGUCGCCGAGGACGGCCUGAAGAUGCAGGUUCGUUGUUCCGUGUCCUCUUUCAAUCGCGUACGCCAUCGCCGCUCACCUUACAACGCGCGCAGGGCUACAACGGCUCGCAGUGCUGGGACUUGAGUUUCGCGACGCAAGCCAUCGCCGAGGCGCGAUUGGGCGACGCGGCCUACCUCGAGGAUUGUGUGGUGAAAGCUUGGAACUACCUGGAACGGACCCAGAUCCUCUCGACGGAGGUCAGCCAGGCGUCGCCCGCUUUUAGGUAUGAGGACGCCAUCAACCGCGAAAAGUACUUCCGCCACGUCAGCAAGGGCGGCUGGCCCUUCUCCACGUCGGCGCACGGCUGGCCCAUCAGCGACUGCACGGCCGAGGGCCUGAAAAGUGUUUUAGCAUUGCGGAAUUUGCAGUGUGUUAUGAAGAAGGGCACGUCCAUCUCCGACGAGAGGUUGUGCGACGCGGUGGACGUCAUCCUAGCGUUACAAAAUGCUGAUGGGGGGUUCGCGACGUACGAAAAUAACAGGGGCUACGGCUGGUACGAGUGGCUGAACCCGUCGGAAGUGUUUGGGGAUAUCAUGAUCGAUUAUUCGUACGUCGAGUGCUCCAUGGCGUCGAACGGCGCUUUAGCGAGAUUUCGGGAGGCCUUUCCUACCCAUAGACAGAGGGAAGUGGAUAGAGCGUUAGCUAGGGGCAACGCCUUCCUCAAGUCCAUCCAGCGGGAAGAUGGAAGUUGGUACGGCUCCUGGGGCUGCUGCUUUACGUACGCGGGCUGGUUCGGGAUUGAGGGCCUCGUUGAUUCAGGCGAGGACCCGUCUACGAGUGAACCGGUACAGAGGGCUUGUGCUUUCCUACUAAAACAUCAACGGGCGAACGGGGGCUGGGGCGAGGACUUCACGUCGUGCUUCGACAAGGCCUACGCGGCCGACGGCAUGCGGGACUACGGCGACGACGGAUCGGGCGUCGUUCCGACGGCCUGGGCGCUACUGGGCUUGAUGGCCGGGCGCUGUGCGGACCAAGCGGCGGUCCGAAAGGGCGUCGCUUACUUGGAGCGGCGGCAGCUCGAGUCGGGCGACUGGCCCCAGGAGGGCAUCGCGGGCGUCUUCAACCGCGCGUGCGGGAUCACGUACACGGCGUACCGGAACGUGUUCCCGAUCUGGGCCCUGGCGCGCUACCGCGAGGAGUAUUUGCUGCAUUCGUAAGUAUGUCGUUUUAUCGAGAACUUACACAGUACAUUGAAUCUCACUCCUCCAUCGCGUCGGCGCCGGCGUUUUUGGCGCCGCGCGAGGGCUUCUUCGCGCUCCGCUCGCGCGCCUUCGCGGCGCACUCGAUGGCGAUGGCCCUCCGGUCGCCCUUGUCUUUGCUCACGAGGACGGCGAGGUUUUUGACGUGCGGCGCCGAUUUCUUAUGCUUGCCCGUCCGCUGGAGCGGUCGCUUCGUCUGGCGCUUGCGCUUCGCGAAGCCGGCGGACUUUUUGCUCUUUUUGUUCGUGGCUCCCAUCGUCUGUAUGAUCGAUGUGCGCACCGAUUGGAAUGCUGGCGGCGUUUCAGCUGUGGUGCAGUGUCGCAGAGCGCUGGCUAUGGUGCUGCAGCAGCGAGUUGAGCUUGAAGCACAGCGGUGCAAGGCCGGCAGGUCUUAAGCACUUGUGCUGCUGGAUGCCCUGAAACGCACAACUAAGCGCGCGCGGCACACGUAGACGCGUACGACAAGUUCGCCUGCUCUCGG